Messenger RNA from Lepus europaeus (European hare), 1667 nucleotides. Its product is annotated as histone H2B type 1-H. The coding region runs from base 14 to 394 and encodes 126 amino acids. The transcript has 2 exons. Lineage: Eukaryota; Metazoa; Chordata; Mammalia; Lagomorpha; Leporidae. Gene Ontology annotation, cellular component: nucleosome. The record is from RefSeq and is a predicted model, not a curated record. Gene Ontology annotation, molecular function: protein heterodimerization activity; structural constituent of chromatin; DNA binding.
GUCUCGGUGCACCAUGCCUGAUCCAGCCAAGUCUGCGCCGGCCCCGAAGAAGGGCUCCAAGAAGGCGGUGACCAAGGCGCAGAAGAAGGACGGCAAGAAGCGCAAGCGCAGCCGCAAGGAGAGCUACUCGGUGUACGUGUACAAGGUGCUCAAGCAGGUGCACCCCGACACCGGCAUCUCGUCCAAGGCCAUGGGCAUCAUGAACUCGUUCGUCAACGACAUCUUCGAGCGCAUCGCCGGCGAGGCGUCGCGCCUGGCGCACUACAACAAGCGCUCGACCAUCACGUCGCGCGAGAUCCAGACGGCCGUGCGCCUGCUGCUACCCGGCGAGCUGGCCAAGCACGCCGUGUCCGAGGGCACCAAGGCCGUCACCAAGUACACCAGCUCCAAGUAGGCUCGUCACGGAUUCCUGCGGACCCAAAGGCUCUUUUCAGAGCCACCAUAUUUUCAGAAGGAGAGCUGGUGCUUGUUACUGCUUUAGGUUAUUUUAACUUGAUACACUUUUUCUUUAAAGGCUCAAUUAACAUCACCUGUGCCUGCUGACGCUCUGGGUCUUUUGUGAGGUAGGACUUCCUGCAUCUUAACGAUCCUCGCCUAUUUUGAGAAGCCUUAGGGAGCUGGACUGUGAGGCUGCAGAGGCUUCUGCGGGCUGGUUUCAGGAGUGCGGGGAGCGACUGUAGGGUGCAUGGAAGAAUCCCUACCCUGUGCCCAUUAAGCAAACUGAGCGAACCGUGGGGUGUUCACGUUGCUUCUAAAGGAAUUUGGGUGUGACUUGGAGUCAUGCUCCCGUCUUUCUGCUUGGUGCUCAUUCCCCUUCACUCGGGUGUGCAUACUCGAAAGCCUUGCAGAAUGGGAUGCAGUGAGGGCAAAAAGCUUGGGGACAUUUAUCCCAGAUUCCUCUGAAGACGAAGUUUCAAUUUUAAAAGCUGCCUACUUUGGCUUUUGAAGUCCUAUUUUUGGUUUGCCUGGAACCAGUAAGGGAAAACAAGUUCACCUCUUUCCAGCUGUUCUAAAUGAGCACGUUACCCUUCCCUACAGAAGAUAUCUCUGCAGAUUAAGCUCUUCAAAAUUAUGUGCCUCAGGCAGCUACAACAGUCAGGCCUGGGGUCAGGCUGAAGCCAGGAGCCUGGAAUUCCAUACCAGUCUCCCACGUGAUGGCCGGGGCCCAAGUAUUUGGGCCAUUUUUCACUUCUUCCCAGGUCCAUUUAGCAGGAAGCUGGAUCAGAAAUGGAACAGCUGGGAAUUGAACUAGAAUUCGGAUCUGGAAUCGUCACAGGAGCAGCUUAGCUCAUUGAACAGGCAAUGGAUGACCAUGGGAGUCAGCAGUCCAAAGAGGUACCACAUGUCUCUGGGGCCGAAGUCUCUCAAUUCUGGAAGACUGGCAGCUGGGAAGACUAUACACUUUUAGAGUACUGUUUAAAUGGGUGUUGUGUGUGUGCUGAGUAGUGACUACGAACGUUCAGAGUCUUCCUUGGCCAAAAUGCAUUGAUUUAAAACCAUUUAGGCCGGUGCCGUGGCUCAACAGGCUAAUCCUCCGCCUAGCGGCACCAGCACACCAGGUUCGAGUCCCGGUUGCCCCUCUUCCAGGCCAGCUCUCUGCUAUGGCCCAAGUGCUUGGGCCCUGCACCCCAUGGGAGACCAGGAAAAGUACCUGGCUCCUACCUUUG